Messenger RNA from Anguilla rostrata (American eel), 2349 nucleotides. RefSeq names its product amino acid transporter heavy chain SLC3A2-like. Gene Ontology annotation, cellular component: apical plasma membrane; basolateral plasma membrane. Lineage: Eukaryota; Metazoa; Chordata; Actinopteri; Anguilliformes; Anguillidae. Gene Ontology annotation, molecular function: aromatic amino acid transmembrane transporter activity; L-alanine transmembrane transporter activity; L-leucine transmembrane transporter activity. The record is from RefSeq and is a predicted model, not a curated record. Bases 185 to 1720 code for a protein of 511 amino acids. The transcript is spliced from 9 exons. Gene Ontology annotation, biological process: L-alanine import across plasma membrane; carbohydrate metabolic process; phenylalanine transport.
GACGCUGUCGGAUAAGCCAGCUUUAAAAGCAACUGAAACGCUUAGCUGUCAUAAGAUAUACUGUCUACAGAGUGACUUACAAGGAAUAGUGCACUGCAGACACCUAGCAAAACACCUUACAACUUUGACCGGAAUAACGUUUGAAGAACAGGUAAAUUCGCAAGUAGCCAAAGUAAGCAUAACGAUGAGUAAAGAUAGCGCAGUGGACAUGAAGGACGUGGAGUUAAACGAGAUGGACCUGGAGAAGCAGCCGAUGACGGCUGGAGAGGUUGGAAGCGGAGGGACCGAGAAAAACGGCUGCGUCAAGGUGAAGGUCCCGGAGGAGGCUGAUGUCAAAUUCACUGGUCUUUCCAAAGAGGAACUAAUGAAAGUCGCAGGGACUCCAGGGUGGGUCCGCACGCGUUGGGUUCUACUGGUUUUGUUCUGGCUCGGCUGGCUUGGGAUGCUGGCCGGAGCCAUUGUCAUCAUUAUCCAGGCUCCUCGGUGCAAACCUCUCCCCAAAAUGGACUGGUGGAACGAGGGGCCCAUUUACCAGGUCUGGGAUGUGGAAGCAUACGCUGGGGCAGCUGGCCUGGCAGGACUGGAGGAGAAAUUGGACAGCCUGAGUCAGCUGAAGGUCAAGGGACUUGUGUUAGGACCUCUUCACACUGUCCAAGCAGACCAGCCAGAAACACUGGACUUUAAAUCACUGGCCCCUGAGAUGGGAACAGAGCAGCAGUUUGAGAACUUUGUGGGAAAGGCUCACAAGAAAGGAAUCUCAGUGGUACUGGAUGUGACUCCCAACUACAGUGGAAACAAGCCCUGGUUUAAUGCUGACGAUGUUGCUGGGACUGCUGAGAAGCUCAAGGAGGCCAUACCGUACUGGAUUCAGGUUGGAGUGGAUGGGAUUCAGGUGGCUGGAUUUGAACAGGUCGUCAGUGAGGCUCCAGCCAUGUGGGAAAAUGUGAAGGAAAUUGUGCAGGCCAACAGAACAGAGGGGGAAAAGAGCAGGGCUGUGAUAGGGGUGACAGAGAAGACUUCGGCCAUAGACGUGGCGGCCCUGCUGGAGGGCUCUGGCGUGGACCUGCUGCUCUCUGGCGUUCUGAAGCCCGGGCAGGCUGGCAGCGUGCGGGCAGAGGCCAUCCAGCAGCUCUACGGCUCGCACAACCAGACCAGCCUGGGCUGGAGCCUGGGCAGCAGGACCGAGGGGCAUCUGGCCUCCCUCGUCGGGUCCAAACUGGUCCGGCUGUACCAGCUGCUCCUCUUCACCCUGCCAGGAACUCCGGUCUUCAGCUAUGGAGAUGAGAUCGGCCUUGUGGGACAGAAUACACCAUACCCUAAGAUGCUUUGGGACCCAGCUGAGCCUGUAGAAGAGAAGAACGAGACCUUAAAGAGCGAAAGAGAGCAGAGGCUGUCCUGCCGGUCCUUCUUUAAGACCUUGAGUGACCUGCGUGGGAAGGAACGCUCCCUCCUGCACGGGGACUUCCUGCCGCUCCACAACGACACCACCUCCUUGGCCUUCUUGCGCCAGUGGGACCAGAGCGAACGUUUCAUAGCUGCCGUCAACUGGGGUACUGGGCCCGCCACGCUGCGUCUGGUCAGUUCAGACCUGCCAGCCGAAGCCACAGUGAAGCUCAGCACAGAUCCCGACAAACUUGUUCCAGAAAGUUCCGUGAACCUGGACCAGCUGGUCCUGGAGGGCCAGCAGGGCGUGCUACUGCAGUUCCCCUUCGCUGCCUAGCCAGUGGACUGAACAACAUGUGGGCGGUGGCAGAAGGGGGGGGGGGGGGUUCCGUUUCUUUUUUUCUUCCAGGCACUGAUAUCCUUAGAAUUUGCUGUGUUUCCUCAUUUGAACAAAUGCUAUGCUCUCCCAGAAGACUGAAUUCUCAUGAUAGGAUAUUUAUGACUGUGGCAGAUGCGGCUGUGCCUGCAUCUGUACACUCCGGAGACCACACAUUUACUUUUUAGGUCAAAUACAGAAGCCAACAUGCCUUUCUCCCUUACCUUAAAGCCACUAGUCCUCCCCUGAUGUUUCGAUACAUUCCAGACAAAAUAAAAAAGGUAGUUACUACAGAAUUUUCUACUGUGUCAUUUUAUAGUUAAAAUUCAUUUUUAAAUAGCGAAAGAUUUUCUCUGGAGCUCAACAAGUACAACUUGUGUUGUUAAAAAAAUGUAUGUUUAGGAACUACUCUACUCAAAACAGUGAAUAGUCUUCAAGAACUUAAAUGAGAAGCUAUGUUGUGAAGUGUUUUGUAACUAUUGUUUCAUACAGAAAAAAAAUGUUUUUCCAACAAAACUGCAUUGUUUCCUUAGCAUUGAUAUGAAACCAAAAAAGUUCAGAAAAGCAAAAAUAAAAGGCAUGAAAAUCUG